AUGACCAACAAACCUGCCAUCACGGAGGAGGAGGUCGGCGCCCCGGCGACAUCCUCAUCUCUUCCCUCCUCCUCCCCCACCAGCUUCCGCGACACGGAUACACCCUCCUCUCAACUUCUGCGCUACGACCAGCAUCACAGCGCUAGAGGCAUUUCUACUCGAGCGCUCGCUGAACGCUGCUCGCUUAAAGCCUCCCCCGACAAAGCUGCUCAGAAUUUGCUUCCUUCCCCUCCCAGCUACCGGGACGCAGUUCAGAUGGGCAACGUCAACAUCAACUCCAGCGACGGCAUCCCGAUGGAGUCUCCCGUUCCCGCCAUGAGCACAAACCGCCGCCCUGCUGCCGUUGGCAACAACUAUCCCGGAUGCUUCUUCUGUGGUGUUCGUGUCUUCGGAUCAAUCGAGGACGUGCAGCUAUUCCUGCUGUUCUGCCUCAUGGCCUUUGUUUUUGCCUGUGUCAUCACUUGGAUCAUCGUCAACGGUAACGGCGGCAGCUCUGGUACUACCGCCGAGAGCGCGCUGUAA
Molecule: messenger RNA, 522 nt
Organism: Phaeoacremonium minimum UCRPA7
Lineage: Eukaryota; Fungi; Ascomycota; Sordariomycetes; Togniniales; Togniniaceae
Exons: 2
Coding region: 1-522 (173 amino acids)
Source: RefSeq, a predicted model, not a curated record